Molecule: messenger RNA, 560 nt
Organism: Mytilus trossulus (common blue mussel)
Lineage: Eukaryota; Metazoa; Mollusca; Bivalvia; Mytilida; Mytilidae
Exons: 2
Coding region: 20-448 (142 amino acids)
Source: RefSeq, a predicted model, not a curated record
UCUUCUGUUAUUACUUGGAAUGUUUGUGUCAGGAGGAGUUUGUGCAGGGGAAGGGAAGAAGUAUGCAAUUGCAAGGGGAUUUGACGUGAAAGCUUUCCUGAAGUUUAUUUCCAACGCAGGACAAUUUGUUGGUGGCGCUAUGAUGAAUGUUCCAGGUGUUAAAGUGAUCACAGCCUGUAUUCCAGAAACAUACUGUUUUUACAGUAACUAUGAUGACCCUGAUCGUAACGUAAAAUGCUCCAUGUAUAUCAUUAAAUGUAUUUAUAAGCAGCUAGCCAACAUUGGUACUUGUUUGUAUGAUCUGGCUGGAGACACCGCUAUUGAUUUACAUUAUAAUGGACUAAAUUUUCAUAAUUAUGAUCAUGUUACACUUUUGUGGGACGUCCUUAUAUGUGCAGGUGUUGAUGAAUGGACAAUGAACUAUUUGAAAGAUAUGAUUCAAAGCUAAAUAACUUAAAUACCUGUGUAAGUGUGCUUUUGUUUUUUUGUUUGGUUUUAGGUUAACUAGUUUAUAAUAUACGAAUAAUUCCUACGACACUGUUUUCGAAUUAUUGUUUAAU